Mytilus californianus (California mussel) is the source of this 1691-nucleotide messenger RNA. RefSeq lists its product as uncharacterized. Lineage: Eukaryota; Metazoa; Mollusca; Bivalvia; Mytilida; Mytilidae. The transcript is spliced from 3 exons. The coding region runs from base 77 to 1681 and encodes 534 amino acids. The record is from RefSeq and is a predicted model, not a curated record.
ACCGAUCUUUAUAGGAUUUCGUGAAAUAAGACUGAAAACUACCGCCUUUCCGAGAAUUGAGAACAUCAAAAGAUGGAUGAUAUCUAACUGCGACGACAAACCUCAGAUACUAAAAGAAAAGGUUCCUGAAUUACACCUAUGCCCAACCAUAUUAGUCAUAGCCAUUACAGAUAGCGAAACAGAACCCCCAUUGCUAUUUGAAGACAAACACAUUAUAAAAACAAAAGUCGAAACGUUCUUGUCCCCUUCAAGGGCAAAAGAACGGAUUCGUUGGCGGUGCAGUGUCCGUAAGGGGAAAAAUGAACCUAUUUUCUAUGUGUGCAUGCUAACGACUGAUGCAAAGGGAGAAUUAACAAAGCAGGAUGUGAUUCUCCUUGACCUAUUGAAAGAUAUAACAAAGGAAUGGGAUAACGUAAUAUACAUAAUUCCUCAAGCAUCAAAUAGUGAGAAACGCAGAAUGGUAAGCAGGACAAUUAAAACCCAACUCAAAGGGGCAGCAUUGACGAAUGAGAUUUACCACAGUGUUUUCUUUAAUGAAGAAACUGAUAUUGAGAAAAGAAUUGCACUAUUUGCUGAACAGCAGGUAUACAAUACUGUAAGAGAGCUAAACAGAAAGAUUAGAACCAUGCAUACGGAAACACCACUUAACGGAAAGGAAGCAGAUUCUAACAUUGGUCAAUAUAAAAAGAAAAUGGAGAAACUAGAAUCGUUUUUCCCUUCAUAUAAGACAGAUUACUAUGCAUGCCAUAAGCUCGAAGUGUUACUGCAAAGGCAUUCAGAUGUCUCUGCCUUUUCAAUGAAGGAUGGGGAGAUGCAAAUAUUUACUAAGGAAGAAGAACAUGUUCGUAGUUAUAUUGAACAAUGUUUGCCGGAAACCAUUUGUGACUUCUCAAUAAAAUCAUGGCCAGGCCAUCCAAAGGUAUUAAAUUAUCACCUCAAACAAGGCAGCAAAGUAAACAGAUCUUCUGAUCAUAGCAAGGGAUAUGGAACAUUAGGGUUUUUCGUGCGUGACAGUAAUGGAAGUAUAUACUUUACGACAUGCGCACAUGUAAUUCCAAUGAAAAAAGAAGUCUUCACCGAUACUAUGGAAGCCGCUGUUGGAGAAAGUGUAUUUGCUACUGAUCUGUCGAAAGAUUCAAUCGCCAAAUGUCUUGACUUAUCACUCGUGAAGGUUUUUGAAGAAAAGAAAGAAAAUUGUCGAUAUGGAUUACGAGAUUCUACAGAUAAGCUUGUAACUGGAAUGGUUUCUCUUGCAAACGAGUCUGAAAUGAAAAAUAUGAAAGUUUAUAAAUGGGGCGCAAAAACUAAAUUAACAAAAGGAACUUAUAAAGGAUCUAUAUAUGUUAAGGAGGGUGAGGAGUUCAAAAGUCGUAUUCAUCUUUUAAAAGGUAAUCCAGAAGAAACAGAAUUUGCAGAAGAAGGAGAUAGCGGAUCAUUGAUUUGCUUCGAAGCGACAGAUUCACUUCAACUAUCAUGCGAAUCAGCAGCAUUUAUUUUUGUUGGCAAGUGCUCAAGCGACCAAGAAUAUUUUCCUGAGGAAUACAAAGGAGACAAGUUUUUCGAAGCAUAUGGCUAUCAUAUUAAUGAUGUUUUUACGUGUGAAAUUCCUAAUUUGAAUCCAAUAUUUACCCCCAGAAAUGAAGAGGGCUCUGUUCAACAGGGAGUUGGAAUUCAGUUUUAAUCUUCAGUUU